Dentiscutata erythropus is the source of this 311-nucleotide messenger RNA. NCBI's taxonomy places the organism in Eukaryota, Fungi, Glomeromycota, Glomeromycetes, Diversisporales, Gigasporaceae. The record is from the annotation of a GenBank genome assembly.
AACAUAUCAAUCACUCUAUUCAAAUUACUAUAUUUUCAUCUAAUACUACUACAAUUUUUGAAUCUGAUACUAAACAACAAUUUUAUCAAUCUUUUGAAGUUUCUAUAAAGAUAACUAAUAUUUAUUUUUCUAUACUAAUUACUAAGUCCUCUUUUUCUUCAAACAGUACUAAUUAUUUGGAAACUGGCUUUCAUACUCCUACUCUUACUCCUUCUUAUCUAUUUGAGAAACAAGAACAAAUUCGCCCUUCUACCCCAGAAACUAUUAUUAAUAUAGAGCAAGAAAAUUUAUUCAAUAAUGAUAACAAUCAA